Molecule: messenger RNA, 7301 nt
Organism: Doryrhamphus excisus (bluestripe pipefish)
Lineage: Eukaryota; Metazoa; Chordata; Actinopteri; Syngnathiformes; Syngnathidae
Source: RefSeq, a predicted model, not a curated record
GAAAAAUAUGUAUCAUUGCUUAAAUAUGCAUAUUUUAGUGUAAUAAUAGUUUGUAGGGAAAGUCUGCAGGGGAAUCCUUAUGUGUAUGUAGGUGGUUUAUUUGUUUACAGAACACACACAGGAUGAUAAAUAACUCUGCUGUGCUGUUGAGGCAUUCAGGCGCAUUGCGUAUUUCUGAGUGACAGACGUCAUCAGAUAAGAUGAACCAGGACAACAUUUUGGCAAAUCUUAAGAAGGAUGUCCGCUCCUUACUCAUUUCAUCUAAAAUGGGUUUGGACCCUGACCAACUCAGACGGGACUACAACACCAUGUUAGGUCAUCCUCUACCUCUCAAACGCCUGGGCUUCAGAAACGUCAUGGAUCUGGUAACCAACAUGCCUGAUGUGGUGUCAGUCAACUUCAGAGAGGAUAGCAGCAUAUUCUUGAAAGCUGUGAGUGAUGAGUCCACCCGAAAUAUUGAGCAGCUGGUAGCUAAGCAGCGUACAUCCAAUGCGGAUAAGAGAAGAAAAGAAAAAAAGUUCUUUUCACACCGCAGUUCUUACCAACCACCAUCAGUGAUUCUUCCCAGACGGGGUAGUGCUCCCCCGGCACUCCCCCCCCAGCUGAGGGCAAAAUUACGCCUCCUCCUCUCCCAGGGUCCUCUAAAGCUGUCAGAACUGGAUAAUUGCUUUUUGCGAUGCUUUGGCUACCCUCUGCGUGUCCAUGAUUACGGCUUCUACUCUACCGGUGAGAUGCUGCAAGCUGCUGACGAUCUAGUCCUGUUCCAGCACGGCAGGUUUGGCUCCAUCCUGUCCCUGAAAGACCAAAUGCUACCCAAACCCCUGCUGAGAACAUACGAUGCCCAACUGAGCAGCACUGACGCAGCCAAGGCGGUUACUCCCACAGCUAAUACAAGAGUCCCGAUCCCAACUAAAUCUCAAGUGGAUGUGCCAUCACAUUUAACCGGGAAUUCUGCCCACGCUGAGUCAACAAAUUCCAUUCCUAAGCCGCAAGUGAUUGAGCAGAACCAAGAAUCGGAAUCUAAGCCCUGCCAGGAAAGUCUCUUUCAUCAACAUUUCCUAAAGCUGGAAGAGGACUUUCGCCAGCAAAUUGUUGAGAAUGGAAUUGCUGGCACUAUAAAUCAUGAGCUGAAAGAGAAGCUGCUAAAGGUUGUCAGCCAAAGUGACUGUGGAUUAUCAGUCCACGAUCUACCUGAAGAAUAUAAGAGGCUUUUUGGUGAAGACUUGCCACUCAAAGAGCACGGCUUUGUCAGUGUCACCGAGCUAGUUGACGCCAUGGGCGACAUCUUCCACCUGCAACCCGCAGAGAGUGACGGUGGACACCACUGGAUCGUAAAGAACAUUCAGGACGGUGAACUUUCCCAUUCAGGACAGCUUGAUGGUAUAAAUCAGUCACAUGGGUGCCACUUUGGAGAGUCUCUUUGGGAAGGCGAAGUGGAAGAUGACAAUCACAUUGUAUCGGUGGACCAGGUUAAAAAGCCAUUGACCAGCAACCAUUCUAUGAACCAAGAAAGGCUGUCCGAGAUGUGCCCUGCCGUUAAGGUUUACUGCAGCACUACUGUCCCGCUGGAUGCCCUGCAGAGUCAACACCUUAAACAGCCGACUCAGCAUGCCACUCGAGUGUUGGUAGAAGUCAGUGUGGAACAAGUGGAGUCUCCAGGGCUUUUCUAUAUCCACUUCAGUGACAGCGAGGAGGUCCAAGCUUUCGAGGACAUGAUGGUUGAGAUGAGACGAUGUUACUCCUCUCCUGAAAUCUCAGAUCGCUACCGCCUCCCAAAGCAAUUUGUCAGACGGGGGCAGGUCGUCUGUGUGUCAUCCAAGUCCAUGUUUUUCUACCGGGGAGUGAUUCAUCAGGUUUUCAGCCCCACCAGGGUUGAGGUGUACCUCGUUGACAUUGGCAGUAUGAUCACUGUGAACACAGCAGACCUGAAGUUUCUCAAGUCAAGUUUCUCCGCUGUCCCAGCGCAAGCUGUCCCGUCAUCACUAGCUGGAAUUAAACCAGCAACUGGGGUUUGGACUUCAGAGGCCACCGCUUCCUUUGUCAAACUUUGCAGUCAUCGCACCCUAGUGGCCGCUCUGAAUUGCUACACUGAAGAUGUGCUCCAGCUCUACCUGUGUGACACCCACACCGACAAAGACAUCUACGUCCACCAGGUCCUCAUGAGGCAGGGAUAUGGGGUGGCCUGCAGCCCCUCAGCCAGUGCAGCAUUGUGUGUCCAGGUCACCCCUGUUAGUCUGUACCUGGGGGAGGGCACAUUUGACCUGCCUGAUGUUGAAGAGGAGGCCACUUUCAGCCUUCAACCAGCAGAAAAACUUCACCAGUCAUCCAUGGCUGCACCAAAGCUCGAAGCCGAGGAGCCGCCUGCCUUAGAGUUUAUUGAGGACAUUGGCCUCAGCGUCAAUAUCCAGAACAUUUCAUUGACACAGAAAGAGGAGGAAAAAGCGCUCGUGGUCAGAGAAGCAUCCACACCUUCUCUACCUCAGGCCCUGAAGACGCUGGCGCAACACCAGGACUGCACCUUUCAGGGAAUAUUUCUGAAGCAAGAACCUCGUUUGGUUUGGGGCGCUAGCCUUCUGCCUCGACAUGUUGACUUGAGAUGGAAGUAGAGCAAAGAUGGAAAACGGGGCUGACAGGUAUCAUGAACAGGUGAAGAAGAGGAGAGAGGAGAUUAGAUCCCGUUCAUGCGCUGUAUUUCUUAUUGUGACUAGUUUUCAGUGGUCUUGUUGGAUCUUGUUUUGAUAACAGCAUUUGUUCUAAUAUUAUGUGUUCAUAAACUAAUACUAUGUUGAAUCGCUUUGACUAUGGUUGAAGAAGUAGUUGAAGUUCAAGUGCAUGAUGCAAAACAUGCAUACUGACUCUACAUCAGUGCGGUAGAUGUUACCGUGGUUUGAUGUGCAUGAGUGACAAGCACAAGAUGUUUUUACCGUUCAUUUUGCUUCAUUAGUCUUCUUUUAGUAGUGGUCGGCUCCGAAAAUGCCGUUCUUAUACAAGUAAUUGGUUGGGAAUGGCAGUAAUGGCUUCAAUGCUACUGUGGAAAGUUCUGGGUAGUUUAUAUUAAUUUGAAUCAGAAAUCAGAUUGGUUGAUUAGAAUGUUUGGGAGUGACAAAACUAUGUUUUAAGUAGCUGUUGUCGUCAUUGAAUUUUGCUUUUUUGGACCCCAGUUAUCCUCAUUGGUCUGGGAAGUUUUAGCAACCCCAGUGAGAAAGGUUGGUAGUUGUGUUUGUUUGCGCGUUUUCUUCAUUUUUUUUCUAUAACUGCCUGUAGUGAUCAUAGUAUAAUUCAUUUAUUAUAUAUUUUACUGUAUAUUGUUCAAAUAAAAAAAGAAACAUUACUUCUGAGAUCAGAAUUUGUUUACAUUGAAAUGGAUGUAGUCGUAUCCACAAAUGUCGCGGUUCACCUUUUACAGACAAGCUGUUUUGCAGAAUAUGAACGUGUAUUGUGUUCUGCUUCUUGAUUAGCUAAUUUCCUGUGCUGUAGAGGGUGCAUAAAUGUUCAAUUGCUAGCAGUGUGACUCUGAAAUACGGUAUAUUUGCAAAUUUUAUCCUGGACAAACACAAUGUCGACAAAACGUUUGGCAACAUCAAAGGCACCAAAAAAAAAGGAGAGGAAGAAGUAAAACACAUAUAUGGGAAAAUAUGACAACAGUAGCAAUAUGAUAUAACAAGGAUACAAAAACGCUACAGUACAGCGGAAUGUCAAACCUUGUAGGUUAGUCAUUAACAUUCAAACUAAGGUUUGAACUGAGUGUUUAAACAGGAGAGAAAUCUGAGAAAAGUGUAUGAAAGUGUAUGGUGAGGUGCUUCAGGGCUUGAAAACAUAUAAUUGUAAACAAAGUUGGCUACGUCAGAUUUCAUUUAGUGCGGGCUAUUUUGGGAUUUUAUCCCCCUGUGAUAAACGAGGGAACACUGUAUUUUGAAACAUCAGUCCUAUCGCGGCCCCGUACUGGUCCAUGGGUGGGACUGGUUGGAUGGAUCCCUGUGUCAGGAGACGAAAUACCAAUUGGCACGUUCCACCAUGGCUCUUCUUGCGUUGAGUAUUACUAAUUUUGAUUAGGUUCUCUUGACUGAUAUUCCGUAUUAAUUAUGUUGGACCGCAUCAUGAUUUUAGUUCAAAGUCUGAAUAGACUGAGCCACAGUUGUCCUGAUUAGAUGCCUUUGUUCAAACUUGACUAUGUUUUUUUUUCUUCUUUUUUCAAAAUAAUGCCUUGCCUCAUGAAACCACGUUUGCAAAUAAAAAGCCCAGGUUUGGUGCAUCCGAACAUCAGCUGUACUGACGUGUUUUCACGGGCAGCAAAGUAGACGUCAUUACUUACUCUGACUAGAAUUGUGUUCAUCUGUCUCUGUCCUGUUGACGUCAAUGUUGUGUGUUUGCGUACCGCUACAAGUGAUGCCAACGCCGCUCUCAUCCAAUUUGCGAGACAAGAGCAUCAGUACUCCCUGCCUCUUACCUUCUUACUCCCCCCUUCCCCUGAAGCACUGAGUUAGUCCAAGUUUUAUUUUAAAGUUUGUAUUUGUUAAACCUGUAAAUAUGCAGAGGUAUACUUAAAUGCAUGCAGCAACGUGUGAUGUCUUUGUUCUGUCGAUGACGCUUCUGUCAAUGCUACUUGAUCAGAAGUAGUAGCGCCCAUUUCGUUUGUUUAUCGCACCUACUGCUGGUUUCCUCUGUGGUUAACACACAAUGUAGGAAUAAAUUGAUCUUGUACGUUGUCAAACAAGUCUGCAGGUUUGUAUCUGUAGCUGCACAAAAAAAAGAUGGAAAAACAUAAUAGGUCCCAUUUAAAGAAUUAGCCCUCUUUAUGUUAGCUUAAGUGUCAGGGGCCAGCACUGCUGAUUUUGAAGGCACUGGGUAGAUUAGAUUGAUCUAUUGCAACACACAUACGCUAGUGGAAGCAGUGCAACCAAGGGACACGCUACAAAAUGAUGAUAAUAGACUCUUGGGAAUGAAUUAAUGUAAUUUUACUGGACAAAUACUGGAAAUCAGUACUUCUGGUAUUCGUUAGGCCAGCAGAAAAGGCUUUGCAACUAAAAAAAAAUGCAUCUAUUUGUACAAAUGAAACAUGGAAAAAACUUCUGCGGGUUAAAAAAAAUCCUUUAAUAUCACCCAUAACACUCAUGUCUUUGGCCGCAGUCACAAGUAAAUAAGCAAACAAUAGAUUGUUCCAAUUAUGUCAUCAUGAUACAGCCAAUCAUUGGGAUGUUCCACUGUAAUAACAACAUAUGUAUAUGUAUGUAACACACAUACAUACAAAAUUUCAGCACCAAUGUGCAACAUUCUCAUUUUGUUGGUAAUGCUCUGUGUUUGUGUGUGUGUGUGUGGAUGUGCUUCUGGAGGAUGGGCCUGGUCAGACAGACACACACAUAAACUUAUUAUGGGAGGAAAGUAAUGCGGUUGCAGGCCAAUUAGCAGCAUGUGUGCUGAAUGGAGCGGAGAGAUGCGGUGGCUUUGAUUUAUACUCUCAUAAACUGGUGAAGAAGGUUUUUUGGAACAAUCACUUGUGAUUUUUGUUGCUUGAGGAGUAAAUCUAAGAGUCAAUCUAAACCAACCAAGAAAGAACAUCGCCAGACAGUACGGAUUAACAGAUAGUGCUGUUUUCGUUAUGUCUAAUAUCUAGUGGUGUGCAGUUAGGGCCAGCACAGCCUUCUCUGCUGGCCUUAAACACUAUCUUAAUCAUUGAUCUACAUUUAUGACUGAAAAUCUACUAUUUUUUUCCAUGAAAUUGUUUUUAUUUAUUCGCAACAAUCUAUUACUCAUUCAUUUAAUCUCAUUUAAUAGCGCGUCUCUUUACUGCACUGCUUCCAGUCAAGUAUGUGUAUGUUAGAUUUUUUUUUUUUGUGCGUCCAAUCAGAUUUCAGUUUGUGUGUGUUGUCAUAUCACUCUAAACCAGGGGUCUCAAACACGCGGCCCAAAUGUGGCCCGCAGGACACUAGUUUAAUGUUAGUGCAGCCCGCACAAGUUUGAUAUGGAUGCUGUAUGGUAUCAUGUACCCAGAAAAAAUUAUUACAUUUGAUUAAUGUUCAUGUUAAAGGUUAAAUAACUGUUAAUAGUUAUCCUCCCUAUCAGUGAGGAAGUGGUAUGUUUUUGGCUAUUUAAGUUUAAAGGAAAUAACUUGAAGGCUACCGUUUAGGUCGCUAGCUCUCUAGUUUGCGAGUUAGCAUGUGUCUCAAGAUCCUGCAGUUGUGCAAUAUGUAUGAGUAUAAAUGUGACUAUAGUCGUGUUUUGUCAUGUCUACAGGGCUCUAAUAAUGCUUUGUUCAUUUUAAUCUGAAAAAAAUAAUUUGUCUACCCACCAACUAUAUGUGGUUUCUUAAGUUUUUAUUAUUUGCCGUUUUAUUAUUAUUAUUAUAUUUAUUUAUUACUGAUUGAUUGAUUUUCUUUAUUCUUGAUUUGUUUAUUUAUUUUUCAUCUUAUUUUGUGAAGAAAAAUAAAAAGUAAAAUAUUUGAGAACAGUGGAAUGUUUUAUCAGAGCUUUUCUUGUAGAAAAUUGGAACCAAAGCGAAGUUUUUUAAAUGUUUUGGUUUUUAAUAAAUGCGUUUUUUUUUGUUUUUUUCCAUGAAACUCCAAAUAAAAGCUACAUCAGGUCUGCGCUCUGUCACAAAGUUUAGACUAGUAUAUGGUAAUGUGUGAUACAACUGAUUUCAUGAUAGUACUUGUUAUUUUAUUUGACUGUUGGUCAUGAUUGCAAUAUUUGUUUCACUUUGCAUGUGUUUUUUUAAUGAAAUGCAUCGCGUGGCAUUACAGUAAAAGCAUAAUGUCUUCAUUGCAUAACAUAAGUUUGAGUGAAUUGAACUGCUGCCCAUAUCGGUAUCGACCAUUUGAGUUUGUUGGUCAUUCCAUUAUUGUCCGUUGUUCAGAUCAUGCAUUGUCAACAGUAGAUGAAUAACAUCUGAUACAGUUGAAAGGGAAAAUAAUUUACAAAUCUAUGGUCUUCCAUCAUCAAGUAUACAGUAUGUACCUGUUCUGCUGCAUGAAGAUGUGGCUUGUGUUGUUUGCCGGCAGCAUCCGGCUGCAGCUGAGCCCCCUCCUCAGUUAAUAUGCAAUCGCACACCCUGACACUUCCAUUAAACCAUAUUUAUAGCAGCCGCAAAUAAUCGAUAUGCAAAUAUGACGGGCUGUCCACAUUCGCAGAAUUGUCUUUGGUUCAGCCGUGUGAUGCAUCACACUGCAGUGUGUCGUCACAAUAGAGACCACGUCCACCAUCACUCACAGCAUGACUUCCUCGCCAUAAUAAUAUAUAUUUUUUAAUUAUUUUUUAAUCAUCUAAACUCAUAACACGCAAAAGGUAUACCCAAUAAAUAUACAAAC